This is a messenger RNA of Drosophila biarmipes, 995 nucleotides long. RefSeq names its product kappaPI-actitoxin-Avd3c. The record is from RefSeq and is a predicted model, not a curated record. The transcript is spliced from 3 exons. Gene Ontology annotation, molecular function: serine-type endopeptidase inhibitor activity. Lineage: Eukaryota; Metazoa; Arthropoda; Insecta; Diptera; Drosophilidae. The coding region runs from base 677 to 958 and encodes 93 amino acids.
UUCGUACCUUUCGCAUUUAUCAACCUGCAAGUGAGUCCCACAUAAAUCAUGCUGUUAAAAUGGCUGUAUCUCGGUCUGAUCUUAAUUGUUUUUACACCUCCCAUCAGCAGUCGUAGGGAAAUAUGCUUUUUGCCCAGGAAUACUGGGAGGGGUAGCAUUUGGAGUAGGCGCUGGUACUUCGACAGUAAUAGGAAACUUUGCCGGCGAUUCAGGUUUUUUGGAAACCUCAAUAAUGGAAAUGCAAAUAACUUUGCGAGCUGGAGGCACUGCCAAAUAAAUUGUUUCUAAAAAUGUAUAUUUUUUCAAAUAUGUAGUAUUAUUAGUAUUAUUCUUCAAAAAUAAUAGCAUUUUCAAUCAGAGAAUUAAAAUUUUAAACGUACGUUCUUAAAGUUGUUUUUUAAAUAAAUAAAAAGAAAGAGUAUUAAUUUGUUUUAGGUGAUCUAUCUAUUACCAGUAGUUGCCAUCAUCUUAUACCAGUUUUUCAGUUAUAUUAUGCCCAAAAAGCUAGAUCAUAUAUAAGCAGAUGAUUUUAAACUAACAAAAUAUUGGUUUAUCCUUAACAAUUGAGUUUGUUUUGCACCACCUGGUUUAAUAUGUUUUUUAGUUCGAGAAUAAUUGCCGAUGGUAUAAAAGCUAUAAACACCUAUUUAUUCGAGUUAGUUUCAUUUGAUUCACCAUGCUGUUGAAAAUUUCGUGUCUCCUUGUUAUUUUGGUCAUCUGCCUGCAACAGAGUCAGUCGAUGAACAAGAGGUGCCUCAAGCCUCUUAAAGAGGGCACUGGAAAGGCCUACCUGCGCAGUUGGUUCUACAACUCCACAGCCCAGCGAUGCCAAAGGUUCAUCUUCUUAGGCGGUGCGAGGAAUGGCAAUCACUUUAAGACCAAAGCUCGAUGUCGCAAAAUUUGCCUAGCCCAAGUGGCUUUGCCAAUUAAGUUAUCCUCCACUGAUGAUGGCGUUUAAAAAGAACAACGAUCUGAAUCAGAUACAAUGUAAUAAA